Messenger RNA from Ochlerotatus camptorhynchus, 1157 nucleotides. RefSeq lists its product as uncharacterized. Bases 125 to 505 code for a protein of 126 amino acids. The transcript has 2 exons. The record is from RefSeq and is a predicted model, not a curated record. NCBI's taxonomy places the organism in Eukaryota, Metazoa, Arthropoda, Insecta, Diptera, Culicidae.
UCAGAUCACUGCAGUCGUGCUUGUUCAGUCUUUGCGAGUAGGGAAUUGGCAGUUCAGGAGACGUGGUCCUCCAACGUGUACAAAGUGAUAACAGUGUCUAGGCCAACGAGGCAAGUUGCAUAGAAUGGAAAACGUCAUUGAGGAAGUAAUUUCGGAAACGGCCGGCGCCGAAAUGGGGCAGGACUUGCCUAAAAUGCCAUCGUUCGGUGGCGGUGCAGGCAACUUCAAGAUGCCAAGCAUGGAAGAGUUCAUCAAGAUGCUAGAACACAUGGAUAGUCUGUCCGAUGAAGAGAAGGAACAGCUGAAGCUUGAUGUGAUGAAGAAUUCUAUGGCCGAUCGCAAGGUCGUGACGGGUCUAUCGGACUACAUGGUGUUUUUGGUCAUGGUACUGCUGAUUGCAUCGGUGUUUGUAUUUUUCGGUUAUAAACUGUAUCUGUCGCUAACCGAAAAGGAGCGCAAGCGGGAAGAGAAACUGAAGGCCAAGCAGGUCAAAAAGAAGAAAUGAGACGGGUUCCAACGCGGUAGUGCCGUCAGCGGAGGUAGAACGGCUCGCCACCAUCAACACAAAAACAUUCCACAAAUGAAAGACUAAUAGCCGCUAUGUUGGUAAAUGUUUUACAUGUUUUACGCCAACCCCCUCCCUUCUACUAAGCGCAAUCAAGUGAGACUUUUUAGAAAUACUUUAACUGAUAACUAUAUAAUUAACGCACCUUUUUUGCCGUCUGCAAUGUAUUCUAAGUAAGAUCGAAAAUGAAAAUUCCUUAAAAGGCGUCUCUUGAGUGUGUAGAAAAUUUUCAGAUUUUUUUUCAUUUGUCUGUUAAGUUUGAUCAUGUUUAUUGCGUUCGGUUAAGGCGUCUUGUGUCAAAAAACUUACGAAAAAUAUAUAUGAAAACAUCGUUACACCAGAUUAGAUGUGAGUUUCAACAUAUACUUUGCUGCCACUAUUCGCAUAACAGUAAAAAUAGGAAUUCCAAGGGACAUGGGACGGUUAUGCGAAAAGCGGCAGUAUUGUUGCAUGCAUGUUAAAAUCAAAAUACAUAGUAUAUCAGACAGAUAUGGGUUUUCAAUAGAUGAUAUUAUUUUGCAAUGGAAAUAUGUUUUCCAUCGGUAAAAGGUUGAAAUAAAGAUUAAUAAACCGUAAAAACUUAUAAAAUAAA